GAUGACUGUAUGCCAUCCCUUAGAUUCAUCUCCCUCUUGGGCAGAAAAAAUUCAAGAUUUUUGGCAGAUUAUUUACCAUGAUGAAAACGUUGGUGGCAUUAUUAGCAUACUGGAUAUCAAUUAUCUAAACCUAGAAAAGGAUACUGAAGCAGAGAGAAACCUAUUCAAAAAAAAUCAAGCAAUACCGGAUGAAAGUAUUCUUCUACCAUCAUCGGAAGAUCCCUUAAUCGACUUUGAUAGUGCAGACCACGAUUCAAAGGCCAGACAAAUUUUAAGAGAGCUAUUGAAAAUUGUCUUCAUUGUACAAAAUAAGAGCAAAUCGGCCUUAACCAUGUGCAAGUCUGAUUUACUUGAUGAAGUCAAUUUCUUGCCUGAUAUUUUUGAUAUAACCGCUUGCUUGGCAACAGAACUACGGACAAUUAUCUCAAUUCAAGACUUAUGCGAUAUAUCUAUACAUACUAAUUAUGGACCAUCGCUACUAUGUAAUGUACUAGCUAAUCAACCUAUGGCUUUUUAUGAAGCUGUUGAAUUAUUGAUUAAAACUUGCACUUAUACGCAAGAUGAAACGUCCGUAUUGGCAAGGAGAAGAUCUCAAUUAAUCUUUGAAUUGUGUCAGAUAAAUACAAGAUUAAUACCAAACGUUAAAGCUCUUUGUCUAUCUUUAAAUAAGCUACCUUCUUUAGCUGUUAGUUGCGUCAUCCAUUUAGAUAGUGGCCUAUUCCCUUUUCUAUGUUCUGUUCUCCUGUCAGAACAUAUUCAAACGAAACAUCUAUUCAAAGAGUUUAUAAAACAAGGUCUAAAGCGUCGAAUGGAUAAUGAAAGAACAAAUAUGACGGGUGUAUUAAGUUGUUUAAAAAGCGAGUUAGAUAAUAUUUUAGAUCAGUGUACACCAACGGCUAUCCCUGAAAAUGUUGCAAUGAAUGCAUGUAAUUUUCUAAGAGUAUUUUGUAUUCUAAGGGGAAUAGCAUCGCUAAAGUUAAAUGACGUUGAUCAACAAGCAAUACUUCAGCUAAUUUGUAAAAGGCAACCAUAUACAUUUCAAGGAAAUAGAUUAGCAUCUGUUGGGAUUUGCACACUAAUGGUUUGUCCAACAUUAAUCAAUCAAAAAGCUCAAGAAAAAUUAGUUAUAGAUUGGAUUAAAUGGCUUACAUCUCACCAAUCUCAAUUUCAUGCAGUUGGUAGUGGAGAAACAUCUUACGGAGAAAUUCUUCUCCUUACAGCUAUUCAUUUCCACUCAAAUCAAAUGAGUGAAGUUGCAGAAUUGGCUAAUGACAUUAUUGGAAUAAAAAAUAUCGUCAAAACCUCUACACUCCUACGUCUUCGAAUGUUAUUUACCAACGAGCUUUUUCCAGAACAAGUUGUUGCUAAGCACGCUGUUAAGGUUAAACCAACUAAGAAUCUUAAUAAUAAUAUGCAUGGAUACUUGCCAAUUCAUUGUGUUACCCAAUUGCUUAAAAGUCAAUCGUUUGCUAAACAUAAAAUACCAAUUAAAGAUUGGCUGUUAUCUCAAAUUAGACAAUCGAAAGCUCCUUUACAUAGCGAAUUACCGAUUGUUAUUACGGAAUUUGUUAAUUCUUGCUUAAACUUAAAAUCCAAAUUGGAAAAUAGAAAUGAACCUUUUGCCGAAGAUGAAAUUAGAAGUGUCUUUCAAGUAAAAAUUGCUUCUAAGGAGAAAAAACAGAAAGUUGACAAUAAUCAAGAUAUUCUAUUAGAAGAACAUUUAUAUGAAAGAAAUAUACUGUUUCAUAGUUUAGACGAUUUCGAAAAGCAAUUUGAUGAUAUUUGUAAAUAUGAAAAUGAAAUUGGAGACCCUUCCGAUUCAAAGGAUAAAACUCCUCAAGUGUUAUUGCUAUAUUAUCUAUUACACUAUCAGAAUGUGUUUUCGACAAAUUUACCACUACUGAAUCAAAUAGGAAAUGAAGGAAAGCGUCAAUUGGAAUAUUCUCAAUCCUUUUUUGAUCAAUUACCUAUUAGAGCACUAGUACAUCACGCCCAAACUCAACAAGAGCACUUUUCCAGUAUUAUUCCCACACUUCAAAGGCUCUUAGUGCAACACUUUCCUCAUUUAUGCCUUGUUGAAGAAUGGUUAGAAGAUGAAGUAUCUUAUCGAACUGAACACAUAUCCAAAGACCUUACAGAGGAAUCAUUAACAAAAGCAUUUGAAAAGACAUCUCAAAGCAACUCCAGUCUUCUUCAUCUAAGAUUACAAGAGUUGUUAUUACUUGAUGAAAAUGAUUUGCAAAAAUUUGCUGAUGUCUUUACGAAGAAUUUGAAUAGACUAUUAGAUGAAAAUGUUCCUAGGAUGGUAAUUAAUUUAGCUUGUAAAGUCUGGGAAAGAUUACAUAGAGUAAUGCCGAGAAAGUUACGAGUAUUAACGGUUAAUGCUUUUAUGACUGAUUUUGGAUAUUAUUCAUCGAAGAUAACUCAAGAGCAUUUAACAAUAGAACCAGUGCUAAUUUUAAAGUGUGACCCAAGAAUAUACAGAUGCGCACCUCUCCUCUCAAUCCUUCUAAGAAUAUUAGAGUCAUUCGUACUUGCUUCAAAGUUAUUUUUUAGAGAUAGGAGUCAGCGACUUGGCGUACAAGAGAAGAAACAAAGACCUAAUUUUGAGAUUUUAACAACUAACGAAAAGGAUGAAUUGAGUAACGCCAUACUUAUGACUCAAGAUGCGGCUGUUAUUCAAAUAUUACUAAAUAUAUGCCGACCUCAAGCAGAGGAUGAGGAAAAAUUAACUUGGAGAAAGGAGAUGAGAUGUAUAGUUUUCGCAUACAUUCACAAAGCAUUUAUAGCUAGUACUGCUUUAUGCAAAUUAGUUCACUUUCAAGGUUAUCCGUCAUCUCUUAUCCCUUUGACUGUAUCAGGAAUACCUUCAAUGCAUAUUUGUUUGGAUUUUAUACCAGAAUUACUUUCUCAACCUCAAAAUGAAAAAAAGAUAUUUGCUAUAGAUUUAUUAUCGCAUAUUUGUCUUCAUUAUGCUCUUCCUAAGACACUUGCUCUAGCAAGAUUGGCAAUAAACAUUUUAUCAACUAUGUUACCAAUAUUAAAUUGUGACGAUCGUGCAAGCUUUUAUUCUUUAUGUUUGAGACCGUUGAGCCGAAUAUCAAAAGCUUUUCCACCGACUCGAGAUGAUAUAAUUUCUAUAUUGAUUCAAUUAGCUCAGAUGGCUCUGGGAGAUUGUGCAGUUUUAGGUUUAUCACCAAGAGCCGUUCAAGCUUUGGACAAUCUAGUCAAAGAUACUGAAUGCAAACUUCAGCCUAGAGACUAUCCUAAAGUUAAAAAUGGAAACAAAAGGAUAAAGAACAAACACAUUGACCUAUGCUUUGAAAUUAGUGAUUGUUAUAAUUGUAUUAUGAAACAAACUGUUAUGAUAUCGAAGUGA
Dimorphilus gyrociliatus is the source of this 3379-nucleotide messenger RNA. Lineage: Eukaryota; Metazoa; Annelida; Polychaeta; Dinophilidae. The record is from the annotation of a GenBank genome assembly.